Messenger RNA from Trichophyton rubrum CBS 118892, 426 nucleotides. RefSeq lists its product as uncharacterized. NCBI's taxonomy places the organism in Eukaryota, Fungi, Ascomycota, Eurotiomycetes, Onygenales, Arthrodermataceae. The coding region runs from base 1 to 426 and encodes 141 amino acids. The transcript has a single exon. The record is from RefSeq and is a predicted model, not a curated record.
AUGCACGGCCGGAGGAGAUGUGGGAACCUCGCCUGCGUUGCAUUGCAUAUGCAUUCCCAUCUCCCUAGGCCUACGCCUAAAUCUACACACACACCCAAGCUUGCGGCAUCUCCGACAUUAGUCAAAGUCGUCGUUAGGAUCAGCGCCAUCCUGUUCCCCAGUAACGCCGUAUUUGACCUUCAUCAAUCCAUGGACGAUCUCUGCAAGAUUCCCAACUACUCCAGCCUUUCCGAUCUCAACGAGACUGAUUUCAAGGCCCAUGUUGCGUCUGAUCCAGUUUCGCAUCUCGAUAGCCAUGAGAGAAUCAAUAUUAACGCCCGCAAGCUCGUCCUCGUCCAUGUCCUGCGUAUGCGCCAUGUUCUGUCUCACCAUCAUCCCCAGCACUCCUUGGAUUAUGCCCUUAGACUCUUCGGUGUUCAGGUAUGA